AUGCCCCGAGGUCCCAGGCCUCUCACCUCUUUCCAUGCACACCCAGGUUUACGCAUCCAUGAAUACUUGUAUUUCCAAGUGCUGAGCCCUGGAGACAUCCGCUACAUCUUCACCGCCACUCCGGCCAAGGAUUUUGGUGGUGUGUUUAACACAAGGUACGACCAGAUCCACCUGGUCCCAGCAGAUCCCCCCGAAGCCUGCGGAGAGCUGAAUAAUGGCGUCUUCAUCCAGGACCAGAUUGCCUUGGUGGAGAGGGGGGGUUGCUCGUUCCUGUCGAAGACGCGUGUGAUCCAGGAGCACGGUGGCCGGGCGGUGAUCAUCGCAGAUAAUGCCUACGAUAAUGACAGCUUCUAUAUCGAGAUGAUCCAGGACAGCACCAGGCGGACAGCCGACAUCCCCGCACUCUUCCUGCUGGGCAGGGACGGGUACAUGAUCAGACGGUCCCUGGAGCAGCAUGGGCUCCCCUGGGCUGUCAUCUCCAUUCCCGUCAACGUCACCAGCAUUCCCACAUAUGAAGUGAUGCAGCCCCCCUGGACCUUCUGGUAGCAGCAAGAGGCUGCGGCGGAUCAAGGACUUCUCAGUGGAUCCCAGGAGAUUGCCCCAGGGACUACGUUUGAGGAAAGGGUCCCAAUGUGCUCCAGAGAUCCCACCACCCAGCCUUGCCGGAUUCAGCAACGGGAGAUCUUUCUGCUGCUGCCAGCGUGUGGGUGAAGGGCAAACACCAGCGCCCGCGGUGGGAACCUUGAGCUUGGCA
Charadrius vociferus (killdeer) is the source of this 754-nucleotide messenger RNA. RefSeq names its product protease-associated domain containing 1 (gene PRADC1). Lineage: Eukaryota; Metazoa; Chordata; Aves; Charadriiformes; Charadriidae. The record is from RefSeq and is a predicted model, not a curated record. Bases 1 to 546 code for a protein of 181 amino acids. The transcript is spliced from 5 exons.